This is a messenger RNA of Microthlaspi erraticum, 489 nucleotides long. The record is from the annotation of a GenBank genome assembly. Lineage: Eukaryota; Viridiplantae; Streptophyta; Magnoliopsida; Brassicales; Brassicaceae.
AUGGCGAUGGAAGUAGCAACACCAGCACCGGCACCGAUCCCUGCACCGGAGAGAAACCUCGUCCUCGCGCCGGCAGUCGCGGCCUCUGUUGAGAAUCACAAGAAGAACAGGAUCCAAGUUUCCAACACGAAGAAACCAUUGUUCUUCUACGUUAAUCUCGCCAAGAGGUACAUUCAACAACAUAACGAGGUCGAGCUCUCUGCCCUUGGAAUGGCAAUCACAACUGUGGUAACAAUCUCUGAGAUCUUGAAGAACAAUGGACUUGCAACAGAGAAGAAGGUGUUGACAUCGACUGUGGGAAUGAAAGAUGAGACCAAAGGAAGAAUGGUUCAGAAGGCAAAGAUCGAGAUAGUGUUGGGCAAGUCAGACAAGUUUGACUCUCUGGUGCCACCCGUGACCAACGGCAAAACCCCGGAGGAGGAAGCUAAUGCAGACACGGAGGCCGCCGUGAAAGCACAAGAAGAAGUUGUUCCCACCACUGAGGCCUAG